AUGUCUACAAUCUGUGAACAUCCGUUUUGUACUCGUUCAAUAUCAGCAACAUGUUCAAAUCAUUGUCAAUUAGAUCUUUGUCAAGAACAUAUAAUUGAGCAUAAAAAUUUGUUUCUGGUUCAAUAUGAAAAAUCUUUUAAUAAUCUUAAUGAAUCAUUGAAUGAAUUGAUUGAUUCAAUUGAAGAAGAGAAAGCAACUGUUGAAAAUAUUUAUCAAAAAGAUGUCUCUAUAAUUAAUGAAAAUCAUAAUAAUAAAUUAAAUGAGUUGGAACAACAAUUUCUAUUCGUUAUUUCAACACAAAAAUUAAUUAAAAAAAAACUUCAACUUUUAACUGAUGUCAAAAAUGGCCAAGCUUGUCUAUAUCAAUAUGAUAUUGAACAAAUUAAAUUAUAUUUAACAAAAAUACAUGAAUAUCAUCAUGAUAAAAUUACAACAGACACUAAUAAAAAUGACACGAAAGCAUCUUCUCCAUUGGAUUCUGACGUCAAUUCAGAUGUUGAUUAUGAUCAUGAAUUAAAUACUAAUACAAAAUAUGAUGAUACUUUACAUCUUCGUGGUCGAUGUCCUUUAAUGCGUCUUGGUAUAUAUGGCUUGACAGAUAAACAUAAAUUACGUUUAUGUUCAUCUAAAACGAAAACGAAAACACCUGAUCUUUUUUUUUUUGAAACAUUUUCAUCGUUAUCAUCAUUCAAUAAGUAA
Rotaria sp. Silwood2 is the source of this 699-nucleotide messenger RNA. The record is from the annotation of a GenBank genome assembly. NCBI's taxonomy places the organism in Eukaryota, Metazoa, Rotifera, Eurotatoria, Philodinida, Philodinidae.